AUGUUUGCCCUUCCAGAGAAAGAUCGCCAGGCAUUCUUUGGCAUACUAGACGAGUACUUUUCGCAGAGACCGCAUCUUUUGAACGGAACCACUCAUGCAGUAGAAAGCAAUACGACAAAUACUUCUGCUACAACUAAAAAAGCCGCGCCACCUCCGCCACCACGACAGCGGCAGCAUACGCAGGCCGCGACGUCUUCAUCGUAUUAUCCACCAAAAGACGAGUCGCUGGCGUCAGCUGUAAGUGGUAUGUCCAUGUCGUCCAUUCAUAAGGAUAUUCGGCGCCCAGAAGGGCUCACCACGGGCAAGUCUAUCGGAAAGCUUGACGUAUCGUCACCGGGAUCCGCACUCAAGUCUGCCUUGAAAAACACAUCAGAGAUGGUCCAGAACAGGAUCCAGCAGAAUGCUAGGGAGCAGGAGACUGCCCACGCUGUGCCAUCCGUGGACGCAGCAGCUCACGCAGAUGCACCGCCUGCAGAGGCAACGGCUGCGACUUCGUCUGGCCUAGGGGAAGCUACGGCUCUGUAUACCUUCCAAGGAGCUCAAGCAGGCGACCUGUCCAUUACGCAAGGCGAGCGCAUCGUUCUCCUGGACAAAGUGAAUGACGACUGGUUCCGCGCACAGAGUGUGAAUGGCGCUGUCGGCAUCGUACCCUCCAACUAUAUCCAGCGCACAUAG
Messenger RNA from Malassezia restricta, 675 nucleotides. RefSeq names its product variant SH3 domain protein. Bases 1 to 675 code for a protein of 224 amino acids. Gene Ontology annotation, molecular function: lipid binding; protein binding. The record is from RefSeq and is a predicted model, not a curated record. The transcript is spliced from 3 exons. Gene Ontology annotation, biological process: endocytosis; plasma membrane tubulation; actin cortical patch localization. NCBI's taxonomy places the organism in Eukaryota, Fungi, Basidiomycota, Malasseziomycetes, Malasseziales, Malasseziaceae. Gene Ontology annotation, cellular component: actin cortical patch.